Molecule: messenger RNA, 1798 nt
Organism: Gallus gallus (chicken)
Lineage: Eukaryota; Metazoa; Chordata; Aves; Galliformes; Phasianidae
Gene: NUP42
Product: nucleoporin 42
Exons: 7
Coding region: 77-1741 (554 amino acids)
Cellular component (GO): nuclear envelope
Molecular function (GO): nuclear export signal receptor activity; metal ion binding
Source: RefSeq, a predicted model, not a curated record
GACGUCACGGCGGCGGCAGUUAGCGACGGAGGCGGCGGCAGUUGGAGGCGGCGGCGGCGCGCGCGCGCGCACAGCCAUGACCAUCUGUCAGUUCUUCCUGCAGGGUCGCUGCCGCUUCGGUGACAGGUGCUGGAACGAGCAUCCCCGCGGCGGCGGGGGCCGCCCUCACUCAGCAGGUCCCGUCAGAGGAGCCGGAGGAGGAUGGGGUGCCGCUUCCCAGAGAUACGCAAAUGUUAUCCAGCCUCCUAUAUUUAAGCACAGCACGUGGGGUGGCAGCGGUGAUGGAGGAGGAUUUUCUGGUGCCUCCGAUUUUGGAUCACCGGGCAACAAAAGUGCGGUCUUCUCACAGAACAGAUUCUCUGCGUUAAGCAGUGCACACCCUGCUGAUGGCUUCAGCGAUGAAGAACAGAGACUUCUUGACUGUGUAGCAAAAGACAUGGCAACGUGGGAAUCUUCUGGACAGUGGAUGUUUUCGUGUUACUCUCCUGAGGCAGGCAAGCCUAAUGUUUCAGGCUUUCGAGAAUUCUCGGCUGAGGAGGUGCGUCUGGAGUAUUAUAACUGCAGUGCAAACAACAACACUGAGAACUACAUAAACUCUGUCAAUCAGUUAGUGCAAGAAUGGAGAAACAGGCUGCAGGAGCUGAAGGCUUUAAAUGCGUCAGGAAAAGAGUCAUUGCUAUCUCAGUUAAAGAAUGCGGUCACUCAACCAUUACCUUCUCUUGGAUUUGGAGGACAGCAAGCCUCAAGCUUUGGGUUUCCAAGCUUUCCUGUGAGCAGCAGCAGCGGUGCUGCCAGUUUCUCCUUUAAGGCCAAUCCCAGUGUCCCACCUGGAAACGCUGCGGCUGUUGGGAGCUCUGCUGCUGCCUCCAAUCCUCCUACGCUUGGGGUGACGUCCUCGCCCAGCGUUCCCAAUCCUGUUGGCUCUGGCAAUUCUUCAGCCCCAUCUGCAGCCCCCUCGUCACUUAACGCUCCUGGAGCAACCGGUGGUUGUGGAACUUCUGGGCUUUCAGGCUCUGGAAGUUCUGCUGCUGCAAACUCUUCAUGCACCGCUCUGCUCCCUGGGAGUUCUGCUGCUGCAAACUCUUCAAGCACCGCUCCUCUCCCUGGAAGUUCUGCUGCUGCAAACUCUUCAAGCACUGCUCCUCUCCCUGGGAGUUCUGCUGCUGCAAACUCUUCAAGCACCGCUUCUCUCCCUGGGAGUUCUGCUGCUGCAAACACUUCAAGCACCGCUCUGCUCCCUGGAAGUUCUGCUGCUGCAAACUCUUCAAGCACCGCUCUGCUCCCUGGGAGUUCUGCUGCUGCAAACUCUUCAAGCACUGCUCUGCUCCCUGGGAGUUCUGCUGCUGCAAACUCUUCAAGCACUGCUCCUCUCCCUGGGAGUUCUGCUGCUGCAAACUCUUCAAGCACCGCUCCUCUCCCUGGGAGUUCUGCUGCUGCAAACUCUUCAAGCACCGCUCCGCUGCCAGUUUCUGCAAUUCCCAGUGCAGCGACAGGAACUUCCCAGUCAGGUGCAAGCAGUGCUUCGGCUGCACAGACUGCCGGUGCCUCUGGACAUAACGUAACGUCCGCGCCUUCUGCAGUCCGAGACGGUAUCAGACCAGAGCGGUUAUAUACACCAAGGAGUGAAUUAACAGCUGAAGAGUUGCGGCAGUUUGCAGCCAAAAGGUUCACGCUAGGAAAGAUACCUCUGAAACCACCACCCGCAGACAUGUUACAUGGUUCGGACUCGAGUUUAUUCUGAAGUUAUAUGUCUUAGUUGUUGUUUUGUGACACUUUCAAUAAACAAUGUUGUGUUGGA